CAUUAGAAUUCUAUAAAAAGAAAGUAUCAGAGAUCAUAAAACAGCCGACUGCAGGACUGAAGUGCUCACUCACAGCCAGACAGAGACAGGGUGGAAAACCUCCUGUCAACUUUCUCUCUGUGCCUCACAGCGUCAGCAUUUUUACAGAUUCUCUUCUUCAUUGUUCACUCUCCACACUGGGCUGCCUGUGUUUUUCAGAUGACUGCGUAGAUGGCAGUCAUUCUUAUAAAUAUCUGAUUUUCAGGAACACAACCUUGGCUUCAUCACAACUCUCUCUGUCUCUGUUGCAGUCGUGCAAGCGUGGCGCAUGGACAUUGACAGGGCGCACACGUCUCCUUGAGAAACGUCACAAUUUUUCCAGCACAAAGUUUAUCAAUUAGUUGUCGUUUUUUUUUCUUUUGGGUUUUUUUUCCUUACUAUACAAGGAUGCUCUUUUCAACUUGGAAUAGAUGCUGUGUUGUGGUGUUUCUCGUCGCCACGCUAAAGACGGGGACAUCCCAGGGACCAGACGCGCGCCCAAAAGCGAACUCCAUCAAGCCAGCUCUGCUGGAGGAGACACCUACACCCGCUACGAACCGCUCUGCCACCGGUCACAGCGGGAUCACCAAGAAACACAACAUCCUCGCACAGGUGUAUCCGUGCAGCACUGAUAAGGAGUGCAGUGUGGAGAGCUACUGCCACAGCCCUCAGCAGGCUCCAUCUCGAUGCCUCACCUGCCGCAGGAGGAAGAAGCGCUGCCAUCGUGAUGCCAUGUGCUGUGCUGGGAACCGCUGCAGCAACUAUAUUUGUGUUCCUAUCUCUGAGAGUGUGCUCUCACCUCACCUCACUACUUUGGAAGAGCAUAACAAACUCUCCACCAAAGAGCACAACUGGAGGAAGACUGGGAAAGCACAUAAUAAACAUUCUCUUAAAGGGCAUGAAGGCGACCCCUGCCUGCGCUCAUCCGACUGCUCAGAGGGCUACUGCUGCGCCCGCCAUUUCUGGACCAAAAUCUGCAAGCCAGUGCUGCGGCAGGGCGAGGUGUGUACCAAGCAGAGGAAGAAAGGCUCUCACGGCUUGGAAAUCUUCCAGCGCUGCGACUGUGCCAAGGGCCUUUCCUGUAAGGUGUGGAAAGACGCCACCUCAUCGUCCAAGUCCAGGCUCCACAUGUGCCAGAAGAUCUGAAGCGGAGGCAGCUGCUGUCGGCGUCCAGGCCUCUGUCUCCAUCUGCCAGGGAAAGUUUUUUUUUUUAAAGGAUGGGUUGUGGCUGUAUUGAAAGGAGUAAAAGAUAGAGACUAACAAGAGACAGAACAGACUGCGUGGGUUCAAGCUCGCUAUUUGGCGUGCAUCGAUCGAACAGGAUUGCUUUUAUGUGUCUGCUGUGAGAGGUCCAUCCCUGCAAAAACAUACAAACACACACAAGCACACACACGCGCUUCAUGGGUGUGUGAGGAUCCAUGAUCUUAUGGUUUGCUUGCUCAGAAAUACAAAAAAAAAACUUUACACAAUCUCAAGACAUUCAGGGAGGCUCAAAGUUAGCGGGUAGAUGCUGUGAUAGGUGUGGACCUUUUUUCAAGAUGGAGGGAGUAGAAGUAGCACUCUUUCGUCAAGCUAUAGCUUAUAUUAAUAAGACUAUUUACAAACAAGCCAUAUUUCUAUUUACUGCACGAGAAACUCCAAAGCCAAAAUCAGUUGUGUUAUAUCCUGUCUUUCAUUACCGGGUCUGUUUUCUGCCAUGAUGUGUUGUCUGAUUUGUUUAAUUUCAAUAUCUCACUCUUCAUGUUGUUUGUAGUAAGUCUCGAAGAAUUUCGCUGUUGUUAUGCAAGACAUUUACAACCAGUAACAAUGUCCAGACGUAUCACGUACCCAGCUAUAUUAUACGAGCAACUAAUUGCAUAUACAGUUUACUCCGAAGCUGGACUUGUGUACUGCAGCAGCAUCCUGAGACUUCAAGAAAUUCUCUUAAACCAAAGAAUGAAAGACCAUUUAGAUCAGAGUGAUGACUUUCAUCUGGGGGCAUUAGCUCCUCGGUCAAUUUUUGAACCACAAGAAGAGAAAUAAAGCAUUGUGUCCAUUGUGGGAAUGUCGUUUGAUCUGUCAGAUACAGCUGCAGUCUAUUGUGAUACAACUUUGUGGGUUGAAACAGUUUGCACUGAGGUAGAGCUCUGCCGAAGACUUUAUGGUUCUGAUACCAGACCCAGAAUAGUUCUGCUUUUUACAACUACAAGAACAGGAUUCAAGGAGUGCAAUUUCUUUUUUCAGUUACAACUCAAGUAAGGAAUGAGGACGCAAGAAGAUUGAUAAAAGUGGCCCUAAACACUCCAUAAACCUAAAAAGUAAAGAGAAACGUAAGAGAGUUGUAAUUGUAAUCAACAUGUUUUUCCUGUUUAUCAGCUAUGACUGCAUGAUCCUUUCUCAUAAACAUUGCCAGUUCUAUUGUAUAAGAUGGGAAGCAAUCCUUUUUUUCCCUACCUACCUGCAUAGUCAUUAUUAAUACCAUCUAUUUGCUUUCAUGUCUUUAGAGCAUCAACUACACAUCUUUUGUACCCACUCAAAAUAUCAAUAAGCUCUUAUAUUGUAAAUAGAUUGGAAACAAUGAAUAUGUAUUUAAGAAUCAAUGUAUAUCAUGUACAUAUAAUUAAAAAAAAUAUGAAUCUUAAAGGAAACAGUGAAAUGAUCUAGGUGAGAAGAGUAAUGAGGGAUGAAAUAGGACAAGCACAGUUAUAUUCAGAAGUAUGUAGUUCAAAUGAUACAAAGUUGUGUUUAAGUGAAGGGGAAAGUUUUAGUUAUUUUUGACUCAUAUUACAGACUGGAUGUUUCAUAAGCGACACGGAGAGCCACGCAUAUUCAAUUUCAAAAACAGUUUGUGUAAAUGGUGUGUAAAUGGUGUCAAGAUGUACAUCCCAUUAAAUAUAUUUUUUUUUUCUGUCAAUACUUUGCUUUGAUUUGUUUUGUGUAUUUACA
Labrus bergylta (ballan wrasse) is the source of this 2943-nucleotide messenger RNA. It is a transcript of the gene dkk2, whose product is annotated as dickkopf WNT signaling pathway inhibitor 2. Gene Ontology annotation, cellular component: extracellular region. The record is from RefSeq and is a predicted model, not a curated record. Lineage: Eukaryota; Metazoa; Chordata; Actinopteri; Labriformes; Labridae. Gene Ontology annotation, molecular function: receptor antagonist activity; co-receptor binding. Gene Ontology annotation, biological process: negative regulation of canonical Wnt signaling pathway; multicellular organism development.